Hyaloscypha bicolor E is the source of this 780-nucleotide messenger RNA. RefSeq lists its product as uncharacterized. Lineage: Eukaryota; Fungi; Ascomycota; Leotiomycetes; Helotiales; Hyaloscyphaceae. The coding region runs from base 1 to 780 and encodes 259 amino acids. The record is from RefSeq and is a predicted model, not a curated record. The transcript is spliced from 3 exons.
AUGACGGGCUAUCGCAGGGUUGCAGAAUUUAUGAGUACACAUGGCGAGGUAGCCAUCCUUCGACGUUUUGGAAAACUUAAUAUGUUGAGCCUUCUAUACUCACAGGCCGAAAUCACGAGGCUGGAACAUGAGCUCAACGAGGUUGCAAGCCAAAAUCCCAACAUCACGAGUGCUAGAGAUUGGGUUACCUUCUGUAAUUCACCGGAGGACCACGAUAAACUACAAUACCAGCUAGCACUCGAGCUACAGGAGAAACUGAUUAGGUUUAACAGUCAACUCUUACAACAGGCCGAGCUCAUGAAGCUUGGGCAGCCAGAUCGUUACAAUCUCAGGUUUCUCUGCAACUGGCUCACGGAUGUCGCUCAAGGUGAUUUCCCUUUAUUGGGUCGAGACCAGUAUGCUUGGAAUGACCCUUCAGACUUAGUCUCUCUCAAGCAAUGCAAUUCUCACGGGCCAUUCUCGUACGCGUUGCAUUACAAAUUUGUGCCGUUUCUCUACGGCUACUUUGGCUCAGAUCGAAGCGGAGACAGAGAGAUCGCCGACUCGAAGUUAGUUGGUGUCGCUAGUGUCAUUGGAUGUGUUGUUGCAUCGUUGCUGCCAUUAACUUCGAUCUUGGCACUCUACCUUAUUGAAGAUGAGUUGAAACGACUCUUUGCAAUCAUUGGCUUCACAGGAGUAUUUUGUUUGGCGAUCUUGGUCUUCACCCAAGCUAGGAUGAUUGAAGUCUUCGCAGCCACUUCUACCUUUGCUGCUGUACUUGUUGUAUACGUCAGCAAAUAA